AUGGGAUCCAAGACACCUAACGAUCAUCGUCGAGGCCCAAAUGUAGAGUCAUCGCCCCACGCUGCAAUCGAUACCAUCAAUCCUCCGAAGCAUGCCGCAGCGAGUGGACUCCUUCAUGGUCCACUCGAAGGGGAAACCGAAGACGGGGAGGAUGAGGAUGACGAUAAAACUGGAGCCGACCUAAAAUCUGUUGGUCAGCUCAACAAUAGUACCAAGAAGAAAAACAAGAGAAAGAAGAACAAAAAGAAGAAGAAAACGCUACUGGGCGGGCUACAGACGACUCCGCCUAGGGUUGCAUUGUCCAGCAUCUUUUACGACCAGCGAUACCCAGAGGCUGAGAUUGUCGGAUACACCACGAACAAUGACAAUCUUCAACGGAUCACCGCUGAAGAAUUUCGUCACCUAUGCGUCGUAAACGACAUGGACGAUGAGUUCUUGAAUGAUUAUCGCAAAGCUGCCGAAGUCCAUCGCCAGGUCCGCCAGUAUGUGCAGACAAUCACAAAGCCUGGCAUUGCCAUGAGCCAGCUUGCCCAAGAAAUUGAGGACGGUGUUCGUGCACUGACCGACCACCAAGGUAUUGAGACCGGAGACGCUCUCAAAGCCGGCAUGGCAUUUCCAACCGGGCUCUGUUUGAAUAACAUAGGAGCUCACUGGACUCCCAAUCCUGGCGCAAAGGAGGUCAUCCUGCAGUACGACGAUGUUCUCAAAGUAGAUUUUGGAGUUCAUGUCAAUGGCAGGAUUGUCGAUAGUGCCUACACCAUGGCUUUCAAUCCAGUCUAUGAUGAUUUGCUUACGGCUGUCAAGGCAGCGACCAAUACCGGUCUUAAGGAAGCUGGCAUUGAUGCUCGGAUUGAUUGCAUCAGCGAGGCAAUCCAAGAAGUAAUGGAGAGCUAUGAGGUUGAGCUCAACCGAAAAAUCAUCCCCGUCAAAGCGGUUCGAAACAUAACAGGUCAUAACAUCCUUCGCUAUAAGAUCCACGGCGAUAAACAAGUUCCCUUCGUGAAGACACAUACCAACCAACGCAUGGAAGAAGGCGACAUCUUUGCAAUUGAAACGUUCGGUAGCACUGGCAAAGCGUACCUCGACGACGACAUAGGAAUUUACGGCUAUUUUUGUGAUGAGCAUGCUAGCGCUGCUGGACUUCAUCACUCCUCCGCCAAAUCGCUACUGAAGACCAUCAAGGACAAUUUCGGGACCCUGGUCUUCUCCAGACGCUACCUUGAACGGUUAGGAGUAAAGAGCUAUCACCUCGGCAUGAGAUCACUCGUCUCGAAAGGCAUUGUCCAAUCAUAUGCGCCGCUUGUGGAUGUUCCUGGGUCCUAUGUCGCCCAGUUUGAGCACACUGUUUUGCUCAGGCCAAAUUGCAAAGAAGUGAUCUCUAGAGGAGAUGACUACUAA
Messenger RNA from Blastomyces dermatitidis ER-3, 1398 nucleotides. RefSeq names its product methionyl aminopeptidase. Lineage: Eukaryota; Fungi; Ascomycota; Eurotiomycetes; Onygenales; Ajellomycetaceae. The coding region runs from base 1 to 1398 and encodes 465 amino acids. Gene Ontology annotation, biological process: proteolysis. The transcript is spliced from 5 exons. The record is from RefSeq and is a predicted model, not a curated record. Gene Ontology annotation, molecular function: metalloaminopeptidase activity.